AUGUUUGCUAAUAAAAAUUACGAGGAAGACAUAAGAUACACAAUGCAACUGAAUCGCUUCGUUUUUCGUCUGUUGGGUAUCUGGCCGUACAUGGAGACGAAACCCUCGUUCUUCGAGAAUUUCCGGAGAAUUUUGCUGAUCCUUGGCUGCUACUUCCUCCUCUGCUGCGAGUUGAUCCCGACGAUUCUGUACAUAAUCUUCGUCGAGAAGCGAACUCGCAUCAGACUGAAUCUGAUAUCGUCGGUGAUGUUCACGAUAUUGGCGAUGCUCAAGUACAGCAACCUGAUGCUCAGCGGGAAUCGAGUGAGAACGUGUUUGUUGCGAGUGAAAGACGAUUGGCGAAACGUCGCAAGCGUACGCGCUCGCGACUCCAUGAUCGACAAAGCCAGAACUGCCAGACGUUUGCUCAUUCUGUGCGGUGUGUUCAUGUACUCGUCCGGUUUGUAUUUUCGCACGAUUGUGCCGCUGAGCAGAGGGAAAUCCGUCACGGAACAGAACGUCACAAUCGGAUACCUAGCGUGUCCGAGUUACUUCGUUUUCUUCAACGGACAGAUCAGUCCCGCGUACGAAGUCAUAUUCUUUAUACAGCUCUUCUCCGGAUUCAUCAAGUAUACCAUCACCGUGGCGAUCUGCAGCCUGGCCGCGCUCUUUGCUAUGCAUCUGUGCGCUCAGUUGGAAAUACUGAUGAUGUUGAUGAACAAUCUGGUGAGCGAACCUGAAGCCAAAAAUUUAAACGAGAGACUGGCAGUAACGGUAGAACAUCAAAUCAAGAUGAGACGUUUCUUACAAUUGGUGCAGAACACUUUGGAAUUUACGAGUCUGUUGGAAGUGAUGGGAUGUACGAUGAUUGUGUGUCUCUUAGGACAUAGUGUUCUGACGGAAUGGGAGAAUAAAAACGUGAUCGUUAUGUGCUCGUAUCUCAUUUUACUUACGUCAAUUGGAUUUAAUAUUUUCAUUUUUUGUUUUAUCGGUGAACAACUGUCAAUUGAGGGAGAGAAAUUAGCUUUAACAGCGUGUACGUUGACUUGGUACCGUCUUCCGGAUGCGAAAGUACGAGCGCUGAUCUUGAUCAUAGCCAUGUCGAUUGUUCCGACAAAACUGAAAGCCGGAAAAUUCGUCGAGCUCUCUAUCAGAACCUUCGGCGAUGUCGUCAAGACAGCUGUGACGUAUUUUAAUCUUAUUCGAAGAAUUAUGGAAUAA
Pseudomyrmex gracilis is the source of this 1200-nucleotide messenger RNA. RefSeq names its product odorant receptor 4-like. The record is from RefSeq and is a predicted model, not a curated record. The transcript has 5 exons. Gene Ontology annotation, biological process: detection of chemical stimulus involved in sensory perception of smell; sensory perception of smell. NCBI's taxonomy places the organism in Eukaryota, Metazoa, Arthropoda, Insecta, Hymenoptera, Formicidae. Gene Ontology annotation, molecular function: olfactory receptor activity; odorant binding. Gene Ontology annotation, cellular component: plasma membrane. Bases 1 to 1200 code for a protein of 399 amino acids.